CUACUCUGCUUCAAUCCACGAUGUACAAAACGGCCUGGACAGGAUCUGCUUCGUCUCUUCCGUCCGACAGAAUAAAACCAUCCUAUUCCAAUACUUCUACACCGAGAAAUCAAGGAAAAGGAAAAGGCAAAGGUCGAGAAACUCCACCUCCGAAGAGCAAACAAGUCCGGGAAAUCGAAUCGUUAUUGAACGCUUUACGUGCGUCGAAUGCACCUAUCAGAGAUCCAAAAGGUGGUUGUUUCUGCCAAGCACGAGAACACGCACUAUCACCAUACACUCCCAUCUGCCGAUCCUGCGGUUUAAUCCUCUGCAUCUUAAACUCCCCGCAAUACUGUUGCCCAUCCAGAACAUGCCUAUCCUCCCUCCUCUCCUACUCUCCGCACGCCAAAGAAUCCCUGCUUCAUCAAUUAGAAUCCCGAUUGUCCGAAACGCUAGCAAAAGAAGCUGCAGAACGCGAACGAGUUAUUGAAGAAGCUAAACGCGAAACAGGAGCCUUCCCAUCGUUGCCAGGAUCCUCGCUUUCUUCCGCAUCAGGAUCUCCAGCUUCGACAAGACCUUCAACUCCACAGCAACAUAAAGUGUUGUCAUUGAACUCGAAGACUAAGAGAGUUAUUGUAACGACUACGACUACGACGAUGAAACCAUCCAGACCGAAUAAUGAGAAAGAGAAUGAAGGGGAUCUGGAAGAAGAAGUUCUUAGAGUGCCACCGCCUCCUAGCCAAGUCACUUUUGCCAAAGGAAAACCAGACCCGAGUCGGCCGUGGAAGAACUACAGAGAUGGAAGUGUGAAAUAUGUGUCUGCGGCAAAGGAGAAGGCGAAGAAGAAAGAGGAAAGAAAGCAGAAUAAGAAGGCAAAGGGGAAGGAACGUGCCGAUGGCGGGAAUGAGGUGCAGGGGAGCUGA
This is a messenger RNA of Marasmius oreades (fairy-ring Marasmius), 902 nucleotides long. RefSeq lists its product as uncharacterized. Gene Ontology annotation, cellular component: nucleus. Gene Ontology annotation, molecular function: zinc ion binding. Gene Ontology annotation, biological process: regulation of DNA-templated transcription. The transcript is spliced from 2 exons. The record is from RefSeq and is a predicted model, not a curated record. Bases 21 to 902 code for a protein of 293 amino acids. NCBI's taxonomy places the organism in Eukaryota, Fungi, Basidiomycota, Agaricomycetes, Agaricales, Marasmiaceae.